AUGGCUGACCUCUCGGACAUCGGACUCUACGGCCUGGCCGUCAUGGGCCAGAACUUCGCGCUCAACAUGGCGUCGCACGGCUUCAAGGUGUCGGUGUGCAACCGCUCGCCCGACAAGGUGGACGCCACGGUGCAGCGCGCCAAGGACGAGGGCAACCUGCCGCUCGUGGGCUACAAGGACAUGAAGGAGUUCGUGGCCUCGCUGGCGCGCCCGCGCAAGGUCGUGAUCCUCGUGGUGGCCGGCAAGCCCGUGGACCUGACGAUCGCCGCGCUCUCCGAGUUCAUGGAGCCCGGCGACAUCAUCGUGGACGGCGGCAACGAGUGGUUCCCCAACAGCGUGCGCCGCGCCAGCGAGCUGGAGCCCAAGGGCAUCCACUUCGUGGGCAUGGGCGUGUCCGGCGGCGAGGAGGGCGCGCGCAACGGCCCGUCGCUCAUGCCCGGCGGCCCCAAGGAGGCCUUCGACGCGCUCGAGCCCAUCAUCACCAAGUGCGCCGCCCAGGUGGACGACGGCGCGUGCACCACGUACCUGGGCCCCAUCGGCUCGGGCAACUACGUCAAGAUGGUGCACAACGGCAUCGAGUACGGCGACAUGCAGCUCAUCGCCGAGGCCUACGACAUCCUCAAGAUCGCCGGCGGCCUGUCCAACGAGGAGCUGGCCAGCGUCUUCGACGAGUGGAACAAGAGCGAGCUCGAGUCGUUCCUCAUCGAGAUCACGGCCCAGAUCUUCGCCAAGAAAGACGACCUCACGGACGACGGCUACGUCGUGGACAAGAUCCUCGACAAGACGGGCAUGAAGGGCACGGGCCGCUGGACCGUGCAGGAGGCCGCCGAGCGCUCCAUCGCCGCUCCCACCAUCACCGCGUCGCUGGACGCGCGCUACCUGAGCGCGCGCAAGGAGGAGCGCGUGUUCGCGUCCAAGAUCCUGUCGGGCCCGUCGGAGAUCCCCGCCGUGGACAAGCAGCAGCUCAUCGACGACGUGCGCCAGGCGCUGUACGCCUCCAAGAUCUGCUCGUACGCGCAGGGCCUGAACCUCAUCCGUGAGGCCGGCGUGCAAAUGGGCUGGAACGUCGAUCUGGGCGAGUGCGCGCGCAUCUGGAAGGGCGGCUGCAUCAUCCGCGCCAAGUUCCUGGACCGCAUCAAGCAGGCGUACGCCAAGGACGCGUCGCUCAUCUCGCUGCUCGUGGACCCGGACUUCGCCGCUGAGCUGCAGGCCCGCCAGUACUCGUGGCGCCGCGUCGUGUCGCUCGCCGUGGCCAGCGGCAUCCCCACGCCCUCGUUCGCGGGCUCGCUCAACUACUACGACACGUUCCGUCGCGAGCGCCUGCCGGCCAACCUGACGCAGGCCCAGCGCGACUUCUUCGGCGGCCACACGUACGAGCGCACGGACCGCGAGGGUCUGUUCCACUGCGCCUGGUCCGCCGCCCACCACAGCAUCGGCGACGUGUCGGAGCGCAUCCGCGGCAACCUGUAAGCAAGCUUCUUGCUCGCUCGCUCGUAGCUACGGCAGCGCGAUAGUAUCUGUGCAGCUUCACCCCAUGCUGCCAGCCGCAGGCCUCGUGAGUUUGAUACCGGUGAUCAAUGCCAGCUUUAUUCUUUAACGUUCUC
This is a messenger RNA of Phytophthora sojae, 1604 nucleotides long. RefSeq lists its product as hypothetical. The transcript has a single exon. NCBI's taxonomy places the organism in Eukaryota, Oomycota, Peronosporomycetes, Peronosporales, Peronosporaceae. Gene Ontology annotation, cellular component: cytosol. Gene Ontology annotation, molecular function: phosphogluconate dehydrogenase (decarboxylating) activity; NADP binding. The record is from RefSeq and is a predicted model, not a curated record. Gene Ontology annotation, biological process: pentose-phosphate shunt, oxidative branch; pentose-phosphate shunt. Bases 1 to 1470 code for a protein of 489 amino acids.